GUUCAACGCGGUGCGAGUGUAGUCCUCGACGGAAAGCACCCCAACACUGACGCUGUCUGUCUGCCAGUUUCUCCGCCGCUCGAGGUCAUCAUCCCCUCGUUUUCCACCUUCGUCGCCUUGUCUAGUUCCCUCGAUCUUCCUGUUCCAGAAGAAAUUGUCAGGCGCACUGGAGAGUUGAUGCACCUUUGCUCUGCUCUCCCUCUCGAUCACGUCACACUCCAUGACGAAGUUUUUCCAGUUCUCUCCAGCAUCUUGGGCUUGCCUGUUGAGCUAGGAUUCUGUUGCAACACUAUCACCGUCACUGCUCCUCCGCCGUGCUCGGAUACCGCCGUGUUGACUGUAAUUGAGCUCGACAUCGAAGACGGGUACGGCGGACGCAUCGCACAAAGCACGUACAUCGACUACUAUCGGAGCCCGCCCAAAAUCAUCAGCCACAGCUGCUCAGUGCCCUCAUUUCUGAUUGGCAUCGCUGGUCCACGGAUGUCCAUUUUUGGCGCGACCAUUGCAAGGCAGCCCAUUGUGCAACGCUUGACGCGAGACCUAUGGCUCGCACGGGAUCACCCCCUAGACGAUGCCGUGUUACUGGAGAACGCGCGUGUUCUUUACGCCCUCGCGCGUGGGCUGGAGUCUUUGCGCGCCUUCUACGCCACCCUCGGACCCCUCCCGACGCCCGAGUCCGAAACGGCCCGUUUCUUCCCUCUCGCGACCCGCUUCCGCGACGCUGGCGGUCGCGUCGUCGCAUUCACAUACGUCGGCAUGCUCAACAGCACCGACGGAAGCGCGACCGUCUUCCGUGCCCGCAUCGAUGCGGACGAGCCGGGGCACCGCGACGUGGUCGUCAAGUUCGUCAGCCACUACGGCGCGGACGCACACCGCCUUCUCGCGGACGCGAAGCUGGCACCGCAACUGCUGUAUUGCGGCGACGUAUGGGUGGAAGAGCCUCGGUACCACGGUCACAAGAUGGUGGUCAUGGAAUACGUUGAGGGCGUUGUGGCGUUUUGCUCGCAUCAGCAGAACGCCGCUCUCCCCGAGGUGACACGGGCGAUCGGGCUGUUGCACGCUGGUAAGAUGGUGCUUGGGUAUGUGCACGGGCACAACGUGUUGUUGCUCCCGGGGUGGGAAGAAAAUGCGAAGGAUAAAGUGAGGAUUAUCGGCUUCGACUGGGCAGGACGUGUUGGUGAGGCACGGUAUCCGUGCCGUCUUCCGAAGCAGGUGUUUGCGGUGGACGGUGUGAAGGAGUAUGGGUUCAUCGACCCGGCUCAUGACACAGGGAUGCUAGCUUCAUUUUGCAGCGCUCACGGACCUUGA
Messenger RNA from Epithele typhae, 1308 nucleotides. RefSeq lists its product as uncharacterized. The record is from RefSeq and is a predicted model, not a curated record. The transcript is spliced from 2 exons. The annotation marks the transcript as partial. NCBI's taxonomy places the organism in Eukaryota, Fungi, Basidiomycota, Agaricomycetes, Polyporales, Epitheliaceae.